GUGUGUGUGUGUGUGUGUGUGUGUGUGUGUGUGUGUGUGGGCGUACCUACAGGCAUGUGUAAUGGCACUGACCCAAAGGGAAUUCAUCCUGGAUAACUGGGAUGAAGUUUAAUAUAUCCUCAGACUUUACCUUGUUCUCCCCUCGCCUCAUUAUCUAUUUGCCCCUUUUACCCUGAAUCUCCGGCCCUCCUGCUUUCGUUCUUCCCCCUGAGCACAUUCAGUUCACAGCCCUGUCUUCCUGCCUGCAGCAGUAACAAAGGUUUUGCAUCCUACAGCUGAGGCUUUGAGUUCUUGUCAGUAUUUUUGAACAUACUGUGAAUGGUAACACAUUUUAGCACACAUCACUGUUUUGUUCAUGUUAGUUGAUGAUCUAUUGUCUUGACCUGGUCCUGAACUAAUCAUACUCCAGGCUUAGCCCUCGAUAGACAUGGGAUCUGCCAAACAAGGGUUUUAUUUUGGGUAAAAUAUACAAAAUCAUGAAAUAUUGAUAACUUAUCAAGCGGCGUUAAUCAAUACGUUUUAUAUAAAAAGUUGAUCACCUGAACCCAAUGAGAAUCUUCAGCCAACCCUGAGAUCCCCUCAGCUCUAUUGAGCGUUUAAGUGUCCUUCAGCUAUUUGGUUUUUUUACGGCCUGCAAAGCUCUACAAAUGUUGCAGCUGUUUUGAUUGAUUGAUACAUUUAUUUCAAACAGGUAAAAUAAAUAAUUACAAAACAAAACAAAUGCUGUUGGAGCAUUUAGCUGUUAAAGAGAUAUUUCCAUCAGGAGUUAGUGGAGACAGAAACAGAUAUUGUACUAAAACGAAUCAGGAGGGCCAGAAACACAAGUCUAGCGCUUGAUGCGUAAUUAGACAAUUAUUUGCUCAUGUGUUGCUAUGGUGUACACUCCAGUUUGUCAAAAAAGGACCACCAAAAAAGUUUCCAGGUAAAAAAGCCAAAACUGGAUCAUAUUAAUAACAAAAUAUGCCAGGGGAUACACCAAACAGCAGACAUUUUCCUCCACACAAUGUACAAUUUAUAACCAAACACAGUCUGGAGCAAUGAUGAGAGGAAGCACUAUAUUGAAGCAACAUUAAAGAAUAGUGAUACCUCACACUUAAUUUCUCGAGGUGCAGGUGAUGCAGUUUGCCCUGUCUAAACCAUUACAAUACUAGGGAUAACAAUUGAUAGUCAUUCAGCAGGCUGAAAACAUUCAACACAGGUGGUGGUACUUAAAGAAAACAGGGAAAGUGUCUAAUAGGUUAUUGACUCAUCGGGCAUUAACAUAAUGCCUGACACUAAACUGAAGUGCAUGAAAUGAUUCUCAGGCUUUAGAUGCUCCUAGAUGAGUAGAUGUCCCUCCUGAGCCAUACUCUAUAGCCAAAAUCCAUUAUUUUAUCUGAUUGAUUUGAUUAAGUGCACAAGACUGUCCCUCACUUGUCUGUAUGGUUUUCCAUUUUAGCAGUAUUUGUUUGCAAUGAGAGGAAGGUCAGCAGUAAAAUAAAUAUGGAGAGCAGGCUUGUUUGCUUCAGUUCUGAGAGUGUGUAGGCCAUGUUGAUAAGCUUGCCAAGUGUCACAUCUGACUGGUGUGUAGGUUUGUUGCGCUCUUCCAAAAAUACAGCAGAUCACUCUUCAUUAAAGAGGCAAAUAUAAGUACACAGCAAUAGAAAACCAGUGUAAGCUAACUUAGCUAAUUGGUUUUGAAAAGACAAAUGUAACAGGCAGAUAUGAUUACCACUUCUCCCCUGAUUCCACAAACAACAGUUAGGCAAGUCAAAUUACCUUAAUUUCAUUGGAGGAGAAAGCCAGCAAGCCAGGUUGAAGCCGCUGCUUGAUGCGAGUGAGCACUCGUUAGGUGAUAAUGGAUGCAUGUAAUUGGUGAAGUGUUGAUUGCUCCCCCAAAAAGAUUCCAUCGGAGGAGAAUCUUCUGUUUCAUUAAGCCAUGGUCAGAAAUAAUAAAAUAGCCACCUGUAGACUGAGAGAGAAAAGAGCGGGGGCUGGGGUAUAUGAAAGGUGCUCCUGAUCAGAAAUGAACUGCUUCCAGUAUACUGUUUGUUAAUAGUGAUUAUUGUAAAGACAGAUUGUAGUGUUAAAGUGGUGCCAUGUUCAUUGAUUCAUCCUUGUUUUCCUUUUUUCCCCUGUUGUCAUCCAUAUAUUUCAUUUGAUCUCAGCUUCGUUCUCUGUUUUAUAGGGUUUUACUUCUGCUGUUAAUCUUGCGGGCUGCAUCUGUGUGGUUUUCAUUCUGCUGUGUGUGUACAUCUUUGUAGUUUACAGCCUUAAUGUAUCAUUGGCUCUGCACACUAGCUCGCUUUUAUGGCAAAUGCACACUGAUACAGACACUUUAGAGCCACAAGUGCUUACUCAUCACAACGCAAGGGAGGGAAGCAUGUGCUUUGUUUAUCAAUGCACUGAUUACUAAGGAAUGCGAGGUCUACAAACUCUUAUUUCUAGGAACCCCCCCUCUCUCUUUCUCUUUCUCACUGUGAUGAGAUCUACCUCAUUUAUUUGUGACAACAUAACAAAAACACGUCUCUACCAAGAUAAGAGUGAUGGCAGUCUUAUUGGUCCGAAAUUGAUGACAUUGAUUUUCGUUCUAGAAAAGUCUGGUGAUGGUAAAAGCCCCUUAUCCUUUCCAAUCAGCUGCUUGUUCCGCAUCACUUAUGCUGAAAUGACAUAUCAUUGUCAGAUAGGGCAUGUUCACACAGCUGUUUUUUUUAACAUACAGUAAUAAUGACCAUGUCCAAUACACACACACACACACACACACACUCACACACACACUGUUAUGCUAGCUCAUUCUUAUCUUGCUGGCUGACACCAUUUUGCUCUCUAACAAUCUUGCUAAUUAUAAUUGUUAAUUAAUUCUCUGCCAGUGUCCUCAUCAGGAGACUAAUAACCUACAUUUCCAUUAAUUAGACCUUCAACCCUUCGCUCCCUCUCUCAGUCUCUGCGUCCCACUCCAAUCCACCCCUUCGUCCUCCGCAUGCCUGCAUCCCUGCUCCCGCCUGCUGCUCUCUUCUCCCGAGAUUGUCCAUAGAUCACGUGCACACAUGCAGUGUGAUUAAUUAUGUGGCUGUGAGUGUGUCGCCUCCUUGUAAUACUGACAUUGUGGGGAUAAACAUUUGUCCACACAGUGCCUUUAUGGGAGCUUAGCUACCAUUUGGGGGCAAUAAGCGUGUCCACAAGGGAAGCCAUUGAGUUUGACAAUUAAAGGGAUAGUUUGACAUUUUGGGAAAUGCUUAUUUUCGCCUUCUAUGAGUUAGAUGAACAGAUGAUGUCAUUUUGAAGUCUGUAUGGUAAACAUGAAGCUGCUGGCUGGUAAGAUUACCAUGGCCUACAAAUAGCUACUCUGGCUCUGUCUAGAAGGUAAAAAAGAAAUACAAAAAUCUACCUACAAACAAAACUAAAUCUCACUUAUUUACACUUUAUGGUAGUCUAGGUCUCUAACGGUUGCCUGGCAACUGGUCCUGGCCAAUACAUAGUGUGGCAUAAAACUGAGCUGAAAAAUAGCAAAUUGUUGUUUUUACACUUUUAACAUUUUACAAGAAUAAAAAACAACACCAUAACAUGUAAAUCUGUGAGCUUUAGAGAUGAUGGUAGACAUUUUUUACCCAAUUCAGAUCAAGCCAGCCUAUAGCCAAUUGAUAAGCUUCCCAACUUCUGGCCAUCGCUACACAUUUCAGCUACCAACAUGAGUAUGGAAUUAUUCUCUGCAAAUCAUAAAUAUAGUGAGUGUAUCUCCCAAAAUGUCAACAAAUGUUGUCGUCCAGUAUGUGUUUGUAGGUGUAGGUUUGUGUUUGUGUGAGUACCAUCAAUGGACAAACAUCCCCUCUCUCUUGGAAACUACUCUUCCCAUCAGGCUUAGCUGACCUGGUUUCAGUGCACAGUGGAUCAGUGUUAUCAUGUCACCACUUGCUGUGAUAUCAGAACAAACUUCAGAUGUGGUGAACACACUGUUAAACGCACUGUUGCAGAAAAGAUUAACAGGGUUGCUUAUUUCACAGGCCUGUUGAUCCUUCAGUCAUCUGGAUCUGCUGCGAACUCCAUGACUUUUAACCAAUUAAUUCACGUUUUAGCUGUGCUUAAUUAGAGAUUUCUCUGACUCUCGACCUCUGAAUCUUUCUGCUCUUUUCUGCCAGACUGGAUACUCUCCCUCUAUCUCUCUCUCCUCUUCUUUUCCUCCCUCCCGUCUGGCACUAGAGGAAGUGAGAGACAGUUGGCGCUCCCGUGUCCAUACUGUAUUGGUGGUGGCAAAAUGGCAGCUUCUGUCAUCCGUCCUCCUUCCUCUAACUCCCUACCCUCUCCUGAGAGAAGUAACCCAGAUUUCAAAAUGAAUCACUGCCUGUUCCCCUCAAUCUUUCUCCUCUCUCUCUUUCUAUCUCUCUUUCUCCUCUCUCUCUCUCUCCCUCUCUCUCUUUUUCUUACUCUCUCCAUCUCUUGUCCUCUUCUUAGUUAAACAGAAUCAAUCUUGGAAAGAGAAUACCACCUCUCUAUCUCGUCCUCCUCCUCACCCUGCCUCUGGGUUAACGGAUAUAUAUCACUUCACUCUUCUAUCUUUGGUUCCUAGAGAGCUCGAAUCUCCUGAAACGCUUGUUGCUUUCGCUUUUUGUUGUAACAGGAUUUUCUUUUCUGUUUUCUUUUUUUCCCUGGUUGAUUUCUUUCUUGUAGCCAAAGUACUGCUUUCUGGGUAUUUUCUUUCCUGUAUUUCUCUUUUUUUGAGGUGACCAGCAACAGGUGGGACACCUUAGCAUUUCUUUUGAAGUGAGGAGAAGAAAGGGAGAGAGGAAGAGAAGGAAGCUGCCUUUCCUCUAAAGCCACCACAAAUCUCCAGGCAUCAUGUCGACCCCGGUCUCCCCUUCCCCAUCCCUCUCCCCGUUGGCGCUGGCCUCCCCUACAUCGGCGACCCCCCCGCUGCCCUCGCCCCUCUCCCCUCCACCAAGAGUGCCUGUGUUCCAGAGGAAGGGAGCGCUCAAACAUAAGAGGAUUGUGGAGGUGAAAGACCACCAGUUCACGGCCCGCUUCUUCAAACAGCCCACCUUCUGCAGCCACUGCACCGACUUCAUCUGGGGCAUCGGCAAACAGGGAUUCCAAUGUCAAGUUUGCAGUUUUGUGGUCCACAAAAGAUGUCACGAAUUAGUGACCUUCACUUGCCCCGGCUCUGUGGCGGGCCCACAACCAGAUGAUCUGGCAAGUCAACACACAUUUAAGGUCCAGACUUACUCCAGUCCCACCUUCUGCGACCACUGUGGCUCGCUGCUGUACGGCUUGAUACACCAGGGCAUGAAAUGUAGCAGUUGUGACAUGAACGUCCAUCGGCGGUGUGAGGCCAGUGUUCCCAGUCUCUGUGGUGAGGACCACACAGAGCAGAGGGGGAGGAUCCACCUGACUGUGAGAGGAGAGAAGGAGGAUGUCUUCGUCACAGUGCGGGAGGCUCGUAACCUGAUGCCCAUGGAUCCAAACGGCCUGUCAGACCCGUAUGUUAAACUGAAAUUGAUUCCAGACCCGAAGAGCCACAGCAAACAGAAGACAAAGACCAUCCGCUCAACACUCAAUCCCAUCUGGAAUGAGAGUUUCACCUUCUCAGUGCGCGGUACCCAGUGGGACAGGCGUCUGUCUGUGGAGGUGUGGGACUGGGACCGCACGUCUAGGAACGAUUUCAUGGGAGCGCUGUCAUUCGGAGUGAGUGAGAUCUUCAGGCGUCCCAUCAGCGGCUGGUUCAAACUGCUGGCCGAAGAUGAAGGAGAGUACUAUAACAUCCCAGUGCCAGACCCAGACCUCCAGGAGCCUCAGCCAGACGGCAUACUACCCUCUCUGCCUCAUGCCCUCCCCCCUUCGCUGUCUGAGACGUUCCUUGUGGCCCUGUCGCCGGCCUCUGUCCCAUCCGGCCCCCCCGUCCACGCCCCCGGCCCUGCCAAAGUCCAAGUGGGCAUCCUGGACUUCAACUUCCUCAUGGUGCUGGGAAAAGGCAGCUUUGGCAAGGUGCUGCUGGCAGAGGAGCGAGGCAGCGAGCGUCUGUUCGCCGUGAAAGUGUUGAAAAAAGACGUUCUCUUCCAGGACGAAGACACGGAGAGCGCCAUGGUGGAGAGGAGGGUUCUGGCGCUUUCCACCCGCCCUCACUUCCUCACAUCGCUGUACUGCGCCUUCCAGACUGAGGACCGUCUGUAUUAUGUGAUGGAAUACGUCGACGGAGGAGAUCUGAUGUUUCACAUUCAGAUAGUCGGGAAGUUCAAAGAGCCUCACGCAGCGUUUUAUGCAGGCGAGAUAGCGGUCGGCCUGUUCUUCCUCCACAGCAAAGGCAUCAUCUACAGGGAUCUCAAGCUGGAUAAUGUGCUGCUUGACAGCGAGGGCCACAUAAAGAUAGCUGACUUCGGGAUGUGCAGGGAGGGCAUGUUCCAGGGCGACACCACGCAGACGUUCUGCGGCACCCCAGACUACAUCGCCCCUGAGAUUGUGGCAUAUCAGCCCUAUGAUAAAGCAGUGGACUGGUGGUCUUUUGGAGUACUGCUGUAUGAAAUGCUGGCAGGACAGCCACCCUUUGAUGGUAUCGAUGAGGAGGAGCUGUUUCAGUCCAUCAUGGAACAAAGCGUCAUAUACCCGAAAAGUCUCACUCGUGAAGCUGUCGCUAUCUGCAAGGGACUCCUGACCAAGCACCCGUCCAAGCGUCUGGGCGGAGGACUGGACGCAGAGAGAGAAAUCAGGGAGCAUCCGUUCUUCCGCUGGCUCGACUGGGACCGUCUGGAGAGACUGGAGAUCACACCGCCAUUCCAACCAAGAACUGGUGGGAAGAAAGGAGAAAACUUUGACCAGUUCUUCACAGCAGCUCCGUCAGUGCUCACUCCCUCUGACUCCGAUGUACUAGCAGCCAUCAACCAGGAGGACUUCCAGGACUUCACCUUCCAAAACCCAGACUUUGCCCCCUCGCCUCUCACUGCCAUUUGAAAACAGAUCCCACCAACCUUUUUAAGCCUCUUAAUAGUAGUUUUAUAACAAAGAAUUUAAACAUGAGAUCUAGCAGCAGCUUUCAAAGACACCUCUCAUAUCCAAAUUCUGACGUUUACAUGAAAAUGCCAAGACACCUUUAAAGUCAUGCACUCUAUUUGAUGUUUGUUCAAUCUUGAUAGUCACAGAAACUGUUGCAACAAUCCAAAUAAGCCAGUAUUUUCCUGUAGAUUCCCUUCUUAGAGUUUUUUGAAAGACAUAUCCCUUGACAUAGGAGUACUGUAGAAAUGAGUCUCUUUUGCAUGCAUGUUUUUAGAAUAAAAGGCUUUGACACACUAGUUUUCUAUAGUUAUAGAGUACUAUACUGUGUGACUUUACAAUCAAUGUAUUUCAAACGGUUACCACAUCUUUCAUUAGAAAUGUGUUUUCAGGAGCUGUAUUUACCAAACAAUUACAAGUCAGGUUUAAGUAAAGCAGCUAUACAGGCCACAUAGCAGGCAAAACAGUCACUUUUUAAUAUUUUUGCAUUUCAUACACAUCUGUCUCACUGUGUGUGUCUGAGUGUUGACUAUGAUGCAAACUGAGUGAGUAGCCUUUUUAUUUGUGUUAGACUGGCAUUCUGUGGAAGAGCUCGGUCAGGUUCUUCUGACCUCCCAGUUGAAUGUCACACCGGUGACCACAGAUGACCCACUGUAUGCUGAAACAACACAUUGGGCACAAUGUGACUGUUAACGUAGACCAACACCCCCAGCUCAUGCCCGCUAUGCCUGACUCUAUUAUCACUGAGAUGGCGUCCUUACAUCACUGCCACAGUUUAGGCUGCAUCCUUUUUAGUUCACAGGGUUUUAUUUCUCUAUUCUUCUUGAGCGAGCCCCUCCACAUUGCAAAAAAGUGCUCCUAAUGACAUCAUACUACUGAAAUCUGUAUGUGCAGUAUUAGAUAAUUAGCCUCUUAAUGAUGUUUUCCGGUUGGACUUUAUUAUUUUUGUGGUGUAUACCAUAAAGCUUUUUGCUGUGUAAUGACGUAUACUCACAGCAUUGAUUAGGCGUAAUUAAAAGUGAGGCUCUCUGGGACUGUUCAAUACAUGGAAACAUAAUAGCAGCACUGUCAUUAAACACUAUCUGAGCAGGGCAGGUGGCUGCAAACAUACGGUUUAAUAAUCCCAUUUCAGUGUUCUUAUCUCACAAACCAGCUGGCUGAUUCCCACAGAAAUCUGUUUUUCUUUUAAGCUUCUUCAUGAUUUUUUAGCAUACUAUGUCAGCAUAAUGAUAAUUAUAACCAUUUUUCAUCCAGGGGAGCAAAAUCAUACAGAUUAGCAUUAAUUGUGUGCAUCCCAUUAAAAGUGGUCAACUGUAAAAGGUCAAAGCAGUUCAACUGAUCGCCUCAGAGUGAGUUGAGAUGCAAUGUCACAACACACAAUACUAACCAAUACUCUCAAUAAAUACAAUACAAUAGAUAAUGUAUGUAUCUGUUAGUUGAGUUAACUUCUGUUUUUAUCUGCUGAAAAAUCUAAAUUGCAAUAAACUUAAUGAAACAAUCAUUAAACAAGAA
Gymnodraco acuticeps is the source of this 8466-nucleotide messenger RNA. It is a transcript of the gene prkcg, whose product is annotated as protein kinase C, gamma. The coding region runs from base 4813 to 6915 and encodes 700 amino acids. NCBI's taxonomy places the organism in Eukaryota, Metazoa, Chordata, Actinopteri, Perciformes, Bathydraconidae. Gene Ontology annotation, biological process: protein phosphorylation. The record is from RefSeq and is a predicted model, not a curated record. Gene Ontology annotation, molecular function: zinc ion binding; ATP binding; diacylglycerol-dependent serine/threonine kinase activity. The transcript has 17 exons.